Ruditapes philippinarum (Manila clam) is the source of this 891-nucleotide messenger RNA. RefSeq names its product nuclear factor interleukin-3-regulated protein-like. The transcript has a single exon. Gene Ontology annotation, molecular function: DNA-binding transcription factor activity; DNA binding. NCBI's taxonomy places the organism in Eukaryota, Metazoa, Mollusca, Bivalvia, Venerida, Veneridae. Gene Ontology annotation, biological process: circadian rhythm; regulation of DNA-templated transcription. Bases 1 to 891 code for a protein of 296 amino acids. The record is from RefSeq and is a predicted model, not a curated record. Gene Ontology annotation, cellular component: nucleus.
AUGAAUAGAAACGUGCUAUCUGCGCAUAUUCCAAUAUCACAACAGCGCCGUGCAAAACAACUUGUACCCGAUACUCAGAAAGACAACAGCUACUGGCAGAAGAGGCAGCGAAACAACUUGGCCGCCAAGAAGUCUCGCGAGAAUAAACGUCAGUACGAAUGUAUGGUUAGAGCUAGAGUUGUUGCCCUUGAGGAAGAAAAUUGCCUUUUGAAAAGGGAACUGGAUCUGUUGAAGGAAAGAUUCAACAUACCAAAAGAUGCAAGCAUUCUUAGUUCAUCUGACCGCGAAGAAUGCCUUCACCAAUGCAAACGAACACUCAGUUUUCUUGAAAGUUCAAACAAUCAACGGGAUACCUCAAAUUUUGAUACCUCGGACUAUAGCGACUGUUCCAGUAACUCGAUGAACGAUAACUCACGCGCUGAAAGUCUAGCGGAAUCCGCCUAUACACCUAUGGAAGACGCAGUUGUAUGGGCAGUAACUCCUGCUCAUUCACAAAGCCUCGAGCGUUAUGCGGAAAGCUCUAGGAUUUACCGAAAUGAACUGAAUGACAAAGAAAGCGGUGAUAAGAAUGGACCCUUCUACGGGAAUAAAAGAAAAAGGACUAUGUUUAAUGAUAAUACGGUACCGGCAGACUUAUCUAUGAAAAGAAAUUACUCCACAGAAAGUAGUGCUUUGAAAUAUGAAGCAGACGACAAAAAAAUUAUCGACAGACGAAACAAUAAUUUGUCAACGGAGGGUCAAAUGUCAAGUUAUGGAAAAUCUGAUAUUUCUGACGACCCAAUAGAUUUGACAAAGUGUGGAAAUGAACUUUAUAAUUCUGACAUAAAAUGCAAACUCCAAAUUUUAUCAGACCAAGUUGAAAGAAUGCAAAAACUGGUAUGUAACUCUUAG